CUCUUCUCCGCUCUCCCGCCGCACCACCACUUCUCCUUCCUUCCCCCUCCCCCAUGGAUCAUCACUCUCCCAACAAACGCCUCCGAGUCGACUCCCUCGACUCCGAAUCCGACUCUCCCGAAGUCAAACGUCUCCGUGACGACCUCCUCGGCCUUCUCGAUGACUCCGACCCCGACCCCACUGUCCAAGAUCUCGAUUCCCUUAUCCAGAGUUUCGCCGACGAGAUCUCCCCCGUCUCCUCUCCCCCGCCCCCUCCGGCCGCCCCCUCCGAGCUCGGUUACCUACUCCUGGCCUCCGAUGACGAACUCGGUCUCCCACCCUCCCACGCCUCCACCAGCCACGGCGGCCAAACGGAGGUGGUUGAACUCGCGCGGGAGUCCUCGGACUCGUCUGGGAUUGGACAGAUUUGGGGAUUUGAAGAUGCGGUACCGAGUUAUGAGACGCUGGAGUUGGUGGGGGAUGGAGAGAGAUUUUAUAACGAAAUGGAAUAUGUGGCGUUUGAUGGACUGUUUGAACAUUCCGAUGUGUACUCUGUUUUUUCGUGACGGCGAUGGAAGGUCCGCCAUUGGCGAAUUAGGACGAAAGAUGAAGAGAGAUAAAAGAAAAAUUACUUUUUUUUUUAAUCUCUUAAAUGAAUAUAAAAUUACAACCCCCAUUUGUAAAUUUUUUUUUUCUCAAUUAGUUCCAUCACAGGAAAAGAAAAAGAAAAGAAAAGUAGGAGUAGUUGAUUUUAAAAAGGACUACAUUAAUUAAUUAUUAUUAUUAUUAUUACAAUUCAAAACUAUUUAUUAAUCAUUGUCAAAAGAUAAUUUAGGGUUGGACUCAGGCUGUGGUUCUGAAUUUUGAUGUCCCCAUUUUUUCAAUUAUAAAAUUAUACUAUAUGGGAGGCAUUCUCAUUGAAAAUCUUAGUACAAUUAAUUGGUUAAAUUAUAGAUAUGACAUUACAGUUUUUAGA
Molecule: messenger RNA, 955 nt
Organism: Cucumis sativus (cucumber)
Lineage: Eukaryota; Viridiplantae; Streptophyta; Magnoliopsida; Cucurbitales; Cucurbitaceae
Exons: 1
Coding region: 54-545 (163 amino acids)
Source: RefSeq, a predicted model, not a curated record